This is a messenger RNA of Prorocentrum cordatum, 415 nucleotides long. The record is from the annotation of a GenBank genome assembly. Lineage: Eukaryota; Dinophyceae; Prorocentrales; Prorocentraceae.
GCCCGAGGCGAUCCUCCGCUGCUCAGGCGCCGCGCACGCCGUGGCCUUCGCGGGCGCGCGGCGGCUGCUGUGCGGCACCGCGGAGGGCGAGCUGAGCGUGUGGGAUCUCUCCGACAGGCGUGCGGCCGCGGCGUGGGCGGCGGCGGACUCGCCCCUGCUGGCGGUGCACGGCCUCGACGCGGGCGCCGCGUGCGUGUCGCAGUGCAAGGAGGGCCACUUGCGGCUGUGGGACGUGCGGUCGCGGGCGCUGCAGUGGGAGGCGGAGACCGGCAGCAGCUCCUUUGCGCGCUCGCUGGUGCUGCCCUCCUCCGGCGGCGACGCGCUCGAUGCACAGCCGCAGGCGUGCGUGCUGUGCAGCCCGCUGGCGGAGCCGAGCAUCGUCGGCGCCUUCGACUGCCGCGGGCCGUCGCUGUGA